AUGUCCAGUUCCAGCGAUGAAGACGUGUCGUCGCCGCCAUAUGACGAGUCCGACUUGAGUGAAAUGGAACCAGUGGACGAUGAACCAGAAGAAGAACAGGAAGACGACGAAAAUCUGCCCAGUGAUGACACCAAGUAUAAUGUGGAAGAUGGUGACGACGACCUGGAUUUGGAUGGUGACGAUGACGAUUCGCCAAAACCACGAAGAGGAGGCGCUUCCCGAGCUGGUACGAGGACCAGGGCCCCGGUAAAGAAACGCACACUUACGCUUUACAAUGAAGAAGAAGAGAGUACGGAUGGCACUGAAACUCCACCUCCAGCUCGUAAACAACAAAGAGUGAACAAUAUGGACGAAGAUCUCAUUUUGACCGACGAAGAAGCCGAGUACGAUCCACACAAUAACCCCGAUGUUUCCAAAAUGACCGAGAGACAAAGACGGCGGUUUCUUGAAGAAGAAAAUGGCAACAGUGCUUCGGAGCUGUUUUUGGAACUCGAGGAUCUUGAUAAGAAAAAUACAAAGCGCAAGCAAGAAACAGAACAACAGACAUUGUUGCGAAAAGCAGAAAAUGCUCGUAGACGACAGCAUUUGAAGAACAAGCAAUUGGAGGAAGAAAAACAAGAUACCGUCAACAAGCUUCUUAAGCGGCGAGCCACGAAAACCAGAAGUGGUGAGUCCAAGGAGGACAACGAGGAGGUUACGGAUCUGCGUCCGAGACGUCCUAUGAUCAACCAUGCGGCAAUGAACCGGUGGGUAAGCAGAAAGGACGGUGAAGUGUUGGGAAUCGAAAGGGCGUGA
Molecule: messenger RNA, 795 nt
Organism: Meyerozyma guilliermondii ATCC 6260
Lineage: Eukaryota; Fungi; Ascomycota; Pichiomycetes; Serinales; Debaryomycetaceae
Exons: 1
Coding region: 1-795 (264 amino acids)
Biological process (GO): chromatin remodeling
Cellular component (GO): Ino80 complex
Source: RefSeq, a predicted model, not a curated record